ACUUAUAAGACAUACUUCUUGCUUGUUAAUUAUCACUUCGAAAAUUUAUUGCAGGAAGCAUUAUAGUACCAUUGAUGGCUAGGUUUUCUUUCUAUUUGACAGAAAGAGAAGUGAAAGUGAGUGCCAUUCUGGUACAAUAACAUGAAGAAUGCUUGUGAUUCCUCUUUCUGAUGCCAACAUGACAUGAACCAGGGCAAAGUACUGUUUCAUUUUGAGCUGACUUUAUCAAUCAUCAACACCUUCCUUCUUUUUUAUCAUUUCCUCUUCGGAUACAGCCUGAUCUGAUUUCUUUUGAAGCUUUCUUUGAUCCUAUAAUCAUCAGUUUCUUGUGAUCCAUCAGUAUGGAAAGAAGAGAUCUUUCUUUCUCCAUUUUAGCUUUCUUUGUCUUCUUCUGCACUUCAGUAUCUGGUUUGCUUUCUUCUAAAGGCGUCAACAAUGAAGUGCAAGCUCUUAUUGGCAUUAAAAGUUCUUUGAAGGAUCCUAACAAUGCCCUUCAUAACUGGGAUAUGUAUGAAGUGGAGCCUUGUAACUGGGCUUUGGUAUCUUGCUUUGGUGGUUCUGUGACUGACCUGGAAUUUCCCAGCCAAAACUUUUCUGGCUUUCUUUCCCCAAGCAUUAGCAACUUAACCAAUCUCAGGAAUCUGAUCCUGCAAGCUAAUAAUAUAUCAGGACCAAUUCCUUCUGAGAUUUGGAAGCUGCAAAAGCUUCAAACUCUUGAUCUUUCUCAUAAUUCCUUCACUGGUCAACUUCCAGAGAGUCUCUCCCACAUGAAGAGUCUCAAUUAUCUGAGGCUGAACAAUAAUAGUCUUACAGGACCAAUACCUUCCUCUUUGGCUGACAUGACCCAGCUUGCUAUUCUGGAUGUAUCCUAUAAUAACUUGAGUGGACCUCUACCAACAAUAAAUGCAAAAACUUUCAAUAUUCUAGGAAAUCCCCAGAUUUGUGCCACUGGGACUGACCAACAGUGCUUCAGAACAACAGUUUCAACUAAUUUUAAUAACUCUCAAGGUUCGCCACCCACCAGUAAACCAAAGAAUCGCAAACUUGUCUUGGCACUUGCUUUAGCGGUAAGCUGUGUCUCCUUACUAACUCUGGUCUUCGGCUUCCUCUGGUGGAGACAAAGAUCAAGCAAACAAGUUUUCUUCGACAUUAAUGAACAAAUGCAAGAAGAUGUGCGCCUUGGAAACUUGAGAAAGUUCCACAUAAGAGAACUUGAAGUUGCCACGAACAAGUUCAGCAGCAAGAACUUGAUUGGCAAAGGAGGAUAUGGGAAUGUGUACAAAGGCUAUCUUUCAAAUGGUGGGGUCAUAGCAGUGAAAAGGCUUAGAGAUGGCAGUGCCAUUACAGGGGAGAUCCAGUUCCAGACUGAAGUGGAGAUGAUCAGCCUGGCUGUGCAUCGCAAUUUGCUUCGUCUCUAUGGAUACUGCAUCACUCCUACAGAGAGACUCCUGGUUUAUCCCUUCAUGUCCAAUGGUAGUGUUGCUUCUCGUCUCAAAGCGAAGCCUGCUUUAGAGUGGAGCACAAGGAAGAGGAUAGCUUUGGGAGCAGCAAGAGGGUUAGUAUACCUACAUGAGCAAUGUGAUCCCAAGAUUAUUCAUAGGGAUGUGAAGGCUGCAAAUAUAUUGCUUGAUGAGUACUGUGAAGCAGUGGUUGGGGAUUUUGGGUUAGCUAAACUAUUAGAUCACAGGGAAUCACAUGUCACCACAGCUGUUAGAGGCACUGUAGGCCAUAUAGCACCAGAGUACCUCUCAACAGGUCAAUCUUCUGAUAAAACUGAUGUCUUUGGCUUUGGGAUCCUUCUCCUUGAACUCAUCUCUGGCCGCACAGCUCUUGAAUUUGGAAAAGCAGCUAACCAGAAAGGAGCCAUGCUUGAUUGGGUGAAGAAAAUGCAUCAAGAGAAGAAACUUGACUUGUUGAUUGACAAGGACCUUAGAAACAACUAUGACAGAAUUGAGCUUGAAGAAAUGGUUCGAAUAGCACUCUUGUGUACCCAGUACGUUCCCGCUCAUAGACCCAAAAUGUCUGAAGUGGUUAGAAUGCUUGAAGGAGAUGGUCUUGCAGAGAAAUGGGAAGCUUCAAAGGGAGAUGAAUCAACAAGGGGCAGAGCAAGUGAGCUUUCUUCUUCAGAACGCUACUCUGAUCUCACUGAUGACUCUACACUGCUUAAUCAGGCCAUGGAGCUUUCUGGUCCAAGGUGAUCUGUGUGUGUGUGUAAAGGUCAGAAUAAGUUGGUAAGGAUUGGAAGAAAGUUAUCGCUUUGAAGAAUCAUGCUUAAAAAUAGAAGACUCAUGUUUGAUAUGUAUUCAAACUCUACACAACUUCAGGGACACCUUAACUUUAUAUAUAAUUGUGUUUGUUGUAUAGGAGCAUCAUAAUAGCUCCUCAAAGUCAGUUACCCGAGCAUCUCACUGUAAAGAUU
Molecule: messenger RNA, 2419 nt
Organism: Neltuma alba
Lineage: Eukaryota; Viridiplantae; Streptophyta; Magnoliopsida; Fabales; Fabaceae
Product: protein NSP-INTERACTING KINASE 2-like
Exons: 11
Coding region: 342-2198 (618 amino acids)
Biological process (GO): protein phosphorylation
Molecular function (GO): ATP binding; protein kinase activity
Source: RefSeq, a predicted model, not a curated record